CAGACUACUCAAAGAAACAAAGCUUGUGUGGUUGAGGAAUUUCCAAAAGAAGAAAACAUGCAAAGUUCAACUACAGACAGGUAAGUACUAACAAACUUUUUUCCUCUUUUGUAUUAUGGUUGAAGAAAUCCGCAAUUGGAGACCAUAGGAGUGUAUCCUACACUCGUCUGUACUAUAUCAUACCACUCCGUUGACCACACAUUCCGAAUCCGAUCAACUCAGAUCUGUUGUUUGUGGUCACACGGCAAUGGCUCUUGCACCGUUGAUUUUUUUUUUAAUUAUUUUAUUCUGAAUAUUAUGUCUGAUUUGUGUUAAUUGUUGGAUUGAUUGGCAUAUUUUGUGCAAUUUCUUUGAGCUUCUAUAUGGUCAGUCAUGGUGUUGAGGAUGAUGAAGAGAUGUCUUCCUCUUGGCGCCUCUCUUCCUAGGUAUGCAGUGGUGACUGGAGCAAACAAAGGAAUUGGGUUUGAGAUUGUAAGGCAAUUAGCUUCAGCUGGAAUCAAAGUGGUGCUUACAGCAAGAGAUGAAAAAAGAGGUCUUCAAGCAUUAGAAACAUUUAAAGCCUCUCCUCUAUCUGACUUUGUUGUCUUUCAUCAACUAGAUGUUGCUGAUGCUUCAAGUGUAGCCUCUCUUGCACAUUUUGUCAAAUCCCAAUUUGGCAAACUUGAUAUUUUGGUUAACAAUGCUGGAAUUUCGGGAAUUGAAAUCAAUGACAACGAUUUAUUCACUUCAGCAAUCAUUACAAGCGGGCAAGCACUAUCCGAUGACGAGUUGAGAAAGGCAACGUUACAAACGUACGAGUUAGCUAAAGAAUGCAUACAAAUAAAUUAUGAAGGAGCUAAAACAACAUUUGAAUACCUUCUUCCCCUCCUCGAAUUAUCUGAUUCACCAAGAGUUGUCAAUGUUUCAUCAUUUUUGGGCAAGAUACAGAAUGUAUCAAAUGAAUGGGCCAAAGGAGUCUUUAGUGAUGUUGAUAAUCUUACAGAAGAGAGAAUUGAUGAAGUGUUAAAGGAGUUCAUCAAAGAUUAUGAAGAAGGGCCCUUAGAAAGAAAAGGUUGGCCUAGGUUUGCAGCUGCCUAUGUUGUUGCUAAAGCUUCUAUGAAUGCAUAUACAAGAAUUAUUGCGAAGAAAUAUCCUAGUUUGUGCAUCAGCUGUGUUUGUCCUGGUUAUGUCAAAACAUAUAUAACUGCUAAUACUGGUUUCUUUACCGUCGAAGAAGGUGCUUCUAAUCCGGUUAGAUUAGCACUACUUCCCAACGGUAGUCCAUCUGGCCUCUUCUAUUUCCGAAAUGAAGUAUCUUCAUUUUAAAUGAUAUGAUAUAAUAUAGAGAAUACUAACAAGUGUCCUAUUUGUUUACAUAAUCAAAAGAGGCAACUUUUGACUUGCAGUCUUUAGGACACUUGUUAGUGUAAUCCAUCAUUGUUUCUUCUGAGAAGGAUAUGUGUGGACUUCACAAAAUGCAUCAGUCGAAAAGUAACUUUAUUGUGUAGUCCUUUUGAGAUUUUUAUAUGUUGCAAGUUUUCUUUAAUUUAAACUAUCUCUUAUAGUA
Trifolium pratense (red clover) is the source of this 1546-nucleotide messenger RNA. Its product is annotated as (+)-neomenthol dehydrogenase-like. The transcript is spliced from 5 exons. Gene Ontology annotation, molecular function: oxidoreductase activity. The record is from RefSeq and is a predicted model, not a curated record. Gene Ontology annotation, cellular component: membrane. Bases 373 to 1305 code for a protein of 310 amino acids. Lineage: Eukaryota; Viridiplantae; Streptophyta; Magnoliopsida; Fabales; Fabaceae.